Molecule: messenger RNA, 405 nt
Organism: Schizosaccharomyces osmophilus
Lineage: Eukaryota; Fungi; Ascomycota; Schizosaccharomycetes; Schizosaccharomycetales; Schizosaccharomycetaceae
Product: 40S ribosomal protein S24
Exons: 2
Coding region: 1-405 (134 amino acids)
Biological process (GO): translation
Cellular component (GO): ribosome
Molecular function (GO): structural constituent of ribosome
Source: RefSeq, a predicted model, not a curated record
AUGAGUGAGGCCGUGACAAUCAGAACUCGCAAGUUUAUGACUAACCGCUUGCUUCAAAGAAAGCAGAUGGUCGUCGACAUCCUUCAUCCUGGUAAGGCCAACCUUUCCAAGAAUGAACUUCGCGAAAAGUUGGCUCAAAUGUACAAGGCUGAAGCUGACAGCAUCACUGCCUUUGGUCUUCGUACUCAAUUUGGUGGUGGCAGAUCUACUGGUUUUGCUUUGAUCUACGACUCCAAUGAGGCUAUGAAGAAGUUUGAGCCUCAUUACCGUCUCGUCCGUGUCGGUCAAGCUCAACCCAUUGAAAAGGUUGCCCGUCAACAACGCAAGCAACGUAAGAACAGAGGCAAGAAGGUCUUCGGUACUGGCAAGCGUCUUGCUAAGAGAAAGGCCAAGAACCAAGACUAG